CCGAGCCUUCUCUCCGGAAGAGAGCUCCCCUUCUGUUCUCUUCCUUUGCCCGAUGGCGAUUUCGGGGAAGUCGCCGCUCAUAUCCUCCGUUGCCCUCGUGCUUUCUCUCCUUCCGCUCGCCUCCGCGGAAGUCUUCUUUGAGGAGCGCUUCAAUGAUGGAUGGGAGAAGUGGUGGGUAAAAUCUGAUUGGAAGAAGGAUGAGAAGAUGUUGGGUGAGUGGCACCAUACUUCGGGUAAUUGGAGUGGCGAUCCAAAUGAUAAAGGCAUCCAAACCAUUGAGGACUAUAGAUUCUAUGCAAUUUCAGCAGAGUUUCCGGAGUUCAAUAACAAAGACAAAACCCUGGUUUUCCAAUUUUCAGCGAAACGUGAGCAAAAAUUCGGCUGUGCCGGGGCCUACAUGAAGCUGCUUGGUGGUGAAAUUGAUCAAAAGAAGUUUGGUGGUGAGACGCCCUAUAGUGUCAUGUUUGGACCAGACAUCUGUGGGCAGAACACCAAGAGGGUUCAUGCCAUUCUUUCGCGAAAUGGAAAGAACCACAUGAAUAAGAAGGAUGUGCCAUGUGAGAAUGAUCAGCUGACUCAUGUAUACACUCUCAUCAUCCGGCCGGAUGCUACAUACAGUAUUCUGAUAGAUAACAAAGAGAAGGAAUCAGGGAGCAUAUAUACUGAUUGGGAUAUCCUUCCUCCAAAGAAAAUUGAGGAUCCUGAAGCCAAAAAGCCUGAAGAUUGGGACGACAAGAAAUUUAUUAUUGAUCCUGAACAUAAGAAACCAGAGGGUUAUGAUGACAUCCCCAAGGAGAUACCUGAUCUUGAUGCUAAGAAGCCAGAAGACUGGAACAAUGAAAAAGACGGUGAAUGGAAGGCCCCCAUGAAGCCAAAUCCUGAAUACAAGGGGCCCUGGAAAAGAAAGAACCCCAAUUACAAGGGAACAUGGAAGCCUCCAAUGAUCGAUAAUCCAGAUUACAAGGAAGAUCCAGACAUUUAUGUUUAUCCCAACUUGAGAUAUGUGGGCAUAGAGCUGUGGCAGGUUAAAUCUGGAACCCUGUUUGACAACAUUUUAAUUUGUGAUGACCCUGAAUAUGCAAAGAGGCUUGCUGAAGAAACCUGGGGCAAAAACAAGGCUGCUGAGAAGGAAGCUAAGGAAGCAUUUGAUGAGGCUGAGAGAAGAAAAGAAGAGGAGGAAUCUAGGUUUGAUCCAAUUAGAGAGGAUGAAGAAGAGGAUGAUGAUGAUGUUGACAUAGACCUAGAUGAAGACAAGGAGAAACCACAUGAUGAACUCUAGACAGAGAUAGAUGAAGCUGCUGCUGACUACCAAAUUUUCCAGCCAUGGUUUGUUCCACCGAUAAUUGUCAGCUGGCUUUUUUUUUUCCCAUUUUCCUCCCCUUAUUGCAAAUCUCUCUUGCUAAAGCAGAUGGCAGUACCUGAUAUAUUGUCAAAUUUCUUAUGGUGUUCAAUAAUCAGAUUGUUAACUCUUGUCUCAUGGGUACCAUUUUAGAGAAAUAAAAGUAACGAUCAGCCUCAUUGCCCA
This is a messenger RNA of Phoenix dactylifera (date palm), 1525 nucleotides long. Its product is annotated as calreticulin-like. NCBI's taxonomy places the organism in Eukaryota, Viridiplantae, Streptophyta, Magnoliopsida, Arecales, Arecaceae. The record is from RefSeq and is a predicted model, not a curated record. Gene Ontology annotation, biological process: protein folding; ERAD pathway. Gene Ontology annotation, cellular component: endoplasmic reticulum; endoplasmic reticulum membrane. Gene Ontology annotation, molecular function: calcium ion binding.